This is a messenger RNA of Larimichthys crocea (large yellow croaker), 7024 nucleotides long. Its product is annotated as leucine rich repeat containing 8 VRAC subunit A. Gene Ontology annotation, cellular component: cytoplasm. NCBI's taxonomy places the organism in Eukaryota, Metazoa, Chordata, Actinopteri, Sciaenidae. The record is from RefSeq and is a predicted model, not a curated record. The transcript has 3 exons. Gene Ontology annotation, molecular function: protein binding. The coding region runs from base 222 to 2612 and encodes 796 amino acids.
CCGUGCAGCAGCAGCAGUUAUCUCCGCGAGCGCCUCACUCCCCUCACGCCGAGCUCGAGCGGUUUCCACCUCCGUCACUGUCGCGCGAGGGCUAACGGCCCGGUGUCGUGAAAAAAAAACCGGAGAACCGGGCAACAGCUGCUGAGAGCCGUUUGAGAAAUGUGUCACCCGUGUGAGGAGGUGGCGAGAGACACCGGCUUCAAUAAAACAGAUAAACCAUCAUGAUUCCCAUUACUGAGCUCCGGUACUUUGCUGACACCCAGCCAGCGUACCGUAUCCUGAAGCCAUGGUGGGACGUUUUCACCGACUACAUCUCAAUCGUCAUGCUGAUGAUUGCGGUGUUCGGUGGUACGCUGCAGGUCACGCAGGACAAGAUGAUCUGCCUGCCUUGCAAGUGGGUGGUCAACAAGUCGUGCGAGACCAUGCCCGUGCCAAAUGUGAGCACCGCCUAUGCACCAGAACCCAAAGGCAUUCAGUAUGACCUCGACCGUCAUCAGUAUAACUAUGUCGAUGCCGUCUGCUAUGAGAACAAACUGCACUGGUUUGCCAAAUAUUUCCCCUAUCUGGUGCUACUCCACACUCUUAUCUUUCUGGCCUGCAGCAACUUCUGGUUCAAGUUCCCCCGCACAAGCUCUAAACUGGAGCACUUUGUCUCCAUCCUCCUCAAGUGCUUUGACUCACCCUGGACAACAAGGGCUUUGUCUGAGACGGUGGUGGAGGAGAGCGACUCCAAGCCUCUGGGAAAAAUGAACGGCUCGAUGGACAAGAAGGCCUCGUGCGUGAGCGAAGAUGUCGAGGCCAGCGUGCCCAUGCUCCAACGAACAAAGUCCAGGAUCGAACAAGGAAUCGUGGAUCGCUCUGAAACUGGGGUUUUGGAUAAGAAGGAAGGGGAGCAGGCCAAAGCUCUUUUUGAGAAGGUGAAGAAGUUCAGGAUCCACGUAGAGGAAGGCGAUAUAGUGUAUCGUCUUUACAUACGUCAGACCAUCAUCAAAGUAAUCAAGUUUAUACUGAUAAUUAGCUACACGGUCAAUUAUGUACGCUACAUCAGGUUCAGCGUAGUUUGCACGGUGAACAUUCAGAAACUAACAGGGUACAGCACGUUCUAUUGCGCUCACCCACUGGCAACUCUUUUCAAGAUUCUGGCCUGUUUCUACAUCAGUUUGGUGGUGGUCUAUGGGCUUAUCUGCAUGUACACCCUCUGUUGGAUGGUCAGUCGCUCCCUCAAACGAUAUUCCUUCGAAUCAAUCCGCGAGGAAAGCAGCUACAGCGACAUCCCCGACCUGAAGAACGACUUUGCCUUCAUGCUACACAUGAUAGAUCAGUACGAUCCUCUCUACUCCAAGCGCUUCGCUGUCUUUCUGUCGGAAGUGAGCGAGAACAAGCUGAGGCAGCUGAACCUGAACAACGAGUGGACGCUGGAGAAGCUGAGGCAGCGCAUCACCAAGAACUCGCAGGAGAAGCUGGAGCUGCAUCUGUUCAUGCUCAGCGGGAUCCCGGACACAGUAUUUGAUCUGAUCGAGCUGGAGGUGCUCAAGCUGGAGCUUAUCCCCGACGUGACUAUCCCACCGAUCAUCGCCCAGCUCUCCAACCUGAGGGAGAUGUGGCUCUAUCACACACCAGCUAAAAUCGAGGCUCCGGCUCUUGCUUUCCUGAGAGAGAACCUGAAGUCUCUUCACAUCAAGUUCACGGACAUCAAGGAGAUCCCACUGUGGAUCUACAGCCUGAAGAACCUCAGUGAGCUGCAUCUAACCGGGAACCUGAGCGCUGAGAACAAUCGGUACAUCGUCAUCGACGGGCUUCGGGAGCUCAAAAGGCUCAAAGUGUUACGUCUGAAAAGCAACCUGACCAAGCUGCCGCAGGUGGUGACGGACGUGGGCGUGCACCUCCAGAAGCUCUCCAUCAAUAACGAGGGCACCAAGCUGAUGGUGCUCAACAGCCUGAAGAAAAUGGUCAACCUGACGGAGCUCGAGCUGGUUCGCUGCGAUCUCGAACGCGUCCCGCACUCCAUCUUCAGUCUGCACAACCUGCAGGAGAUCGACCUGAAGGACAACAACCUGAAGACGAUAGAGGAGAUCAUCAGCUUUCAGCACCUGCACCGGCUCGUGUGCCUGAAGCUGUGGUACAACCAGAUCGCUUACAUCCCCAUUCAGAUCGGAACGCUCACCAACCUGGAGAGGCUGUACCUGAACAGGAACAAGAUCGAGAAAAUCCCCAGCCAGCUCUUCUUCUGUCGCAAGCUGCGCUUCUUAGACCUGAGCCACAACAAUCUGACCAGCAUCCACGCCGAUGUAGGCUUCCUCCAGAACCUGCAGUACUUCGCCGUGACGGCAAACAGGAUCGAGACUUUGCCCCCGGAGCUGUUCAAGUGCAAGAAGCUGCGCACUCUGAAUCUGGGAAACAACUGCCUGCAGACGCUGCCGUCGCGCUUCGGAGAGCUCACCGGGUUGACGCAGCUGGAGCUGAGAGGGAACCGUCUCGAGUGUCUCCCCGUGGAGCUCGGCGAGUGUCGCCUGCUGAAGAGGAGCGGCCUGGUGGUGGAGGAGGACCUGUUCAACACGCUGCCGUCGGAAGUCAAAGAGCAGCUCUGGAGGGCCGAUAAGGAGCAGGCUUGACCUCAGCGGAGAGAAGUUUGAUCGGAGAAAAUAAACAAUGAUUUUGUUUAUGCAGGCAGGCAGGCAGGCAAACUUUGAGAAGUUUGAAGCAACGUAGGCCACCAGAAAAGCAAAGUCUUGUUUGGUUGGUGCUUGAGGCUUUCCUGGCAGAACUAUAAAAGCACGGAUGCGGUGCAAAUCAUAAGACCUCCGAGGAUGUCUUUAUUUUGGAAAUCACUAGUUUCACGGUCGCCAAGGAAAAUUCUCAUAAACCAAACUCAGCGAUAAUCGACGGUGCAGUAACGCGGCUUUUCUGUUAUGUCAUCCUGAAUAUAAAAGCUGCAAGGAUGCAAGCGGGUGAUGUUGAAUAUGCAUGCCACCAGUAGGACCUUGCUAAAGCAAACCUGUUUAUUAGAGAGCCAAAAAAAACAACAAAAAUACAAAAAACAGGAAAAACUUUGCACGAUUCAGCCUUGCCAGUGAGCUAAAGUGCUCUCUACCACUUCUUUGCUGAUCAUGUGAUAAAUGCACAAAUGAAACAUGCUCACAGCAGUGUUUGCCUGACCUUCCUCUGGCCUUGAGACUCUUUUUUUCUUUUUAAUUUUUUACGGUUGUGGUGCAGCGUGACUCAGAAUACUGUCAGAUGUCAGUAAAAUAAUUACGGCGCAUUCGACAGCCAAUUUGUUGAGGCAUGAAGGUUCGGCCCUGUUUUUCCUCCAGGCUCUCUGUGUGCCCCGACAUGCUCGGCGGAGGAAUCUUUUUAUGUGAACAAAAAAAAAACUGUGAUGAAGAUCGACGGAUCAUCUCACAAGCUUAGGCCUUAACUCAGAGGACUGUUGAAGCGGCGAGAGAGCGAAAAAAAAGCUGUCAAAUAUUCAGCAGCAACAAACGGGAACAAACUCACCCAGUACAAUGUCUAAGUACCCCGCAGUUGUUAAUUUAUAACGCCGGCCCGCACGGCGGCAGAUUUCCCGGCCGUACGGGAGCUGUGUGGUGGAGAAAUGCAUCGUUCUUCUUGGACCUUCUUUGUUUUGCCUCACUCCACAUCAUGUCUUACUUCCGUAUAUGUUUUUACAUUAGUUUGCACGUGUUACCGUUGUGUUUGAUCAUGUGAGAUUGAUUGUUGAUCGGACCUGCUUGAAACGAGGUCAAGAAUUCAUUUGGUACUUUCAGAUUUGGUAUCUACGUUUGGGCCUGUGAAACAGGAUGUAUUGUGAUUGACUGCACAGCCAUUGAUUUGUUGUUUUUUGUUUAAUAAUUUAUGUUAAGCUUAUUAUAGAAGAUAUAUCUGUAAAUCAAAGAUCUCAAGUGACCUUUGUUCAAUCGAAAGCUAAAAGAUCGUGUUUGUGUUGAAGCUUCCGGGUCAGAAACGUUCAGAAAACUCCUCGUCAGAGUUGAUUUAUUGUCUUAAUUCAAUUAAAACAUAUGCAAGCUUGCUAAUCGCACCAUCAAAUGACCAAUAAGACGAGCAGGAAUCAAGAUACUGAACUUUCACCACCAAAAUCGUCCCGAUUUAUCAUUCUAAAAUCACAGUUACAAUUAUUUAAAUGACGCAUGGCAUAAAUAAUCGAUUGAUUAAACGAUCAGCUCACUAUUUAUUAAAACAUUUGUUCACAUUUUAACUUUGUGUUAACUUUUUUUUGCCUUUAUAAACAGUGUGUGUGUGUGUCCACCUAUCUGAUGUGUGCCAGUGUGAGGUUAUCGAACCUUGAACAUAAUUCAGAGUUAAUCUUUAUCCAUCUUCCCCGCAGUGCAUUUUGUCAGUGACUACCUCUCCAGAGCAGCACUGUACCUCCUGUGUGUGACAGCAGUGUCGCAGUUUUCUCGUAGGCUUGUACAGUCUGUCCCAACUGUCCCCAAAAUGUAUUUUCUAUCAUCGCUGAUUGUCCUUGAGUUGGCGGGACAUCCUUAAGUUAGAGGAAGUCACGCCGAUGUGAGACAGGAGAGCGUAAACAAGCCGCCGGGCACAGUCAGUCCAAGAGUAAAAGCGUCGGUAUCGGUGACUCAAGUGCCCAGCUGUUUUAUGUGCUUGCCCUUCUCUUUGCCGUGCUCAGUUUACUCCAGGGAAAACUGGACAUUUGUCAGCGCUUUGCUUAUCUGAAAACCAGGACAAACAGGAAAUCACAGAGUGAAGGAAGCUUGCUACACAAAGGGAAACAUUUAUUCGAGUAUGCAGAAUAUGCGAUUUCCAGCGUCCAUGGUCCAAAUUAGCGCAACAUGCCUCGUCUGCUUGAAACACUUUUCUUGUUAAGACUUUUAGGAUUUAAUAGCAUCAUUUGUAAGUAACCCUGCUAUGUUUACUCCAGCCAGGCAUCUCGUUGCUAAUAUGGCCUUAUCUUUUACAAGCCCGGUUAAUGAUCACAAACAUCACGUUCACGUGUCGUAAAAUGUAUAGCCGAAAUGUUUCAAGUCUUUGUUUCAUACAUUGCAGUCGGACGGUAUGUGGUCUUAUUGUUACCGGCUGUUUUCUUUUUAAAUUUUGGGGAUUUUAAGGGAAGUUUUGCCGUAAUGAUACAAUUGCACCUUUGUUCACGGUGAAUCUUGGUUUCACUGAGGCCUUUUUGGCUACAUCCAAAUGCCCUUCCAGGGGUCAUUAGUAAAAUGUUCCCUGCGUGGUCCCGUUUCUGAAAGAAGAGCCUCAGUCCUUAGUGUGCUGGCUAGCAACCAGUUUUAAAGUUUCAAGCAAAGGUCACAGACAAAGAUGAGAGAAAGGAAAAAGGAGGAAAAUGACACCAGAGAAAGAGAAUUACUCAGCUUUUAAAACAUACAGACUCGAUAUGUUUGCUCUGGUUUCAUUUGUGCCGAUCGUGACCUGUUGGAUUCCAAACAACGACGGCAAGUAAAGACAAAGUCCUGGCACCAUUAAGCUGUAUAUAAUAUGUAUUUUACGGUGCAGUAGCUGGCUGUAAAUGUAGGGACAGGUCACAGGACGACUUAUACGUCGCUCCAAAGUAAAUUUGAUAUAGUAACACAGCUCAUCGUAGUGGUGCAGUGCAGUCGCCUGUGCUGCUGACACUAAAAAUCUCUGUCCUGCAGUGCACCAAACGAGGACGAUCAAAACAAAGCCUGUCACUCAUUGCAUUAAGUGUGUUUGGCCUUAAUCUGGUGGUCAUUAGGAGUUGUGUAAUCACAGCAAAAUACACUUUUAUUCAUCGUUUAGUAAAACAGUUCUGUCCUUUAUCUGACCCUGGAUUCAUCCUCUGGGAAGCGGUUAUAGUUUAUGUUUCUCUUAAAGUUGAAGAGUGCCAUAGAGAGCAUCCUGCUUGAAUUGCACAUACAUCUGGACCUUUCUCCCGUUUCAGCUCUGUCAUGGUCAGUCCGCGUCAGCAUCAUGACACAUCUGAAUGUUUUCAGCGUCUCACUUUUUCCUCCUAACAUUUGGAUUUCUAUCCACAAAUAUUUUUGUCCGGGAAUUGCCUCAGUCUUAUUUUUUCUCCCCCUUCCCGAACCUCCAGAGCUGUGACUACGGCCUUUGAGUCACACGAUGAGCACAUUUAGCUCCCCCCUUUUCUUUUUUUUUCCAGUGAAGUGACUGAGAUGAGGUCAGUCAGCCGCCAAAAGGAGGAAGUUCGCGUGACUAAUAGGAUUUCCCCUUGGUUUGGUGAAAACUCUUAAUGCAAGCACUUUAAUCAGUGUCAGAAGAGGUCCGUUCUCAUCUACAUUUCUGAGAGAAUGCGCCAAAAUAAUUCUGAUUUCUUUUUUGUGUUGUUUCUCCUGAAUGUCCAAUGACGGUCUUUGUUUUUUACGUUAUUCAGGCCUUACGUAGCUCGGUUUUUGUGUGAGGCAGCGUGAUGGAUUUCAUUUCUUUGGACACAGCUCCUGUCCAGAAAACAAACUUAACAUACUGUAAGCGGAGGUGAGCUCACCCCUCCGGCGUGUGGGCAUUGUGUGCAACAGUACACGUCAUUGUACUGUUAAAAAAUCUGUAAUAUCUCUGAGGUGUGUACAUUUCUUUUUGAACAGUCUCAUAUCAAUUUACAUGAAUCCACAAAUCGCAUUAUUUAAAAAACAAAAAAAUAACUGCCAUGAUUGCAUCGACAUCUAAUCUCUAAACUAUGUAUAAAACUUUUUUUUUUGUUUUUUACUAAAUACAUGAUUGUAUUUACUAUGUAAGAUUAGUCCAUCUCUGUAUUCUGAUGCCUGUAGAUCAGGGAUAUGUGAAAACAGUUGGUUGGUUUCUUGUUUCGCAACAAUCAUUGUCGAACAGAAUCUGUAAACUCGGAUGGACAGACUCGUUUUAAUCAGCAAACCGUCUAUAUCACACACAUGACAAGGCCUUUAUUAACGAAUCGUCGCCAAGCGGACUGAACACUUGGCUUUUUAAGCGGGGACGUCUGUAACAAUGGACAACUGAACUUUUGAUUUCUUAAUGUUCAGACUCUACUUUUGUACCAUUCUGACACAUGAUAUUAAAAUAAACACUUACCACUGAA